CAUAUAUAAUAGACUGCUUACGACCUUGUACUUGUACUACUUACAACCUGUUGUCACUGCGUUUCGAUCUAAAAUAAAAAGAGGGGAACGGCGCCGGCUUCUGAUUCACAGGGAUUCAAACGUCAUACAAGCCAAGUCACAGCUUUGUUGCCCACGCCAAGUAAGACACGGCCAAGCCAACGAAUUUUAAACUCUGCAUCCCUCGAAACCUAACCACUCAUUACACGUAACCUUGUUUUUUUAUUUCUCCUCCUUUUUUCUUCUUCUUCCUUUUCGCAUCACCUUUCUGCUCCAUAGCCCAUCGGCAAGCAAAUCGACCUCUGCUUCUUUCUCCAUUCUGCAGACAUGGCUCCGACGAUGGACCUCUUCGCUCGAGAUGACGGGUGUGGAUAUGGGUAUUACUUUGAUGGAAUCAUAUGUCGGCGCAAGAGUGGCUGGUACUUUUGGGGCAGAUGGGUGCUCGCGGGCAUCGCCAUCAUUUGCGCUCUGGUUCUCUUGUUCUUCUGCUUGUGCAUCUCCAGACGAAACCGCAGACGUGGCGCCCAGCCCAUGUACGGGACCGGCUGGUUCAGUGGCCCUCCAGCGGCCCCAGCAGGCCGUCCCUCCGGAAGCAACAAGUACAACAGCAACAACAACGCCUAUGAGAUGAACAACUACCAGUCUGGAUACAACCAGGGAGGUUACAGCCAGCAGCAGCCUCCCUAUGGCGAAGGAUACGGAUAUACUAGCCCUCCGCCUUAUGGCCAGGGCCCCGUGCCCAACCAGACAACAGGCACCACCUUCAAUGCCAAUGAUGGAUACAUGACAGGCCAGCCCCAGUACGGUGUUCAGCAGCCUCAGCACGCAUACCAGCCCGAUGGUCAUUACCAGCCUCCCGCGGGACCUCCCCCAGGGAAGUAAAGAGGCGUGAACCAAGCACGGGCGGGAAGUUGACUCUUUCACACAUAAAGAAAAAGGAAACAAAGAAACACAAAGAAGAAAAAAAAGGGAGGGAUACAAAUGGAAUGGAUUAGUCCGGCGUUUCGGUAGGGACUAGGGGAUGGCGGGAGACUGAUAUCCAACUUUGCUUUUCUGUUUUAACGGGAUGAGAGAGGCCAUGAUCCUUGAUGGAAUAGGAUAUGCCUUGACGAAUGCCUUAUGCGACGUGGCGUUGAACUACUAUUUCUUGAUGCGGCUGAAAUGGCUGAGCCAAGACUAGUAUAUGUAUUUUUCUUUCUUUUCUUAUUUUUUUUCGGCCUGGUACAUUUCAUUCACAUCUGAUAGUCAAGUUUUAAUACGAAUGUUCCGCACCACGC
Molecule: messenger RNA, 1295 nt
Organism: Trichoderma virens Gv29-8
Lineage: Eukaryota; Fungi; Ascomycota; Sordariomycetes; Hypocreales; Hypocreaceae
Exons: 2
Coding region: 346-900 (184 amino acids)
Biological process (GO): vesicle-mediated transport
Cellular component (GO): intracellular membrane-bounded organelle
Source: RefSeq, a predicted model, not a curated record